AGAACGCCCCGGCUGGCCAGCCCCUCACCUUCUUCCUCCCCUCCCCAUGACGCCAUCCUUCCCCUCCUCCCUUCGGUACGGGGAGCCGGGACGCUCCGAACCCACACCCCCCACUCCGCCUUGCGUCACAGAGAGGCUUGUGACGGCCCCGCCCGCCAGAAGUAUCGCGCGCGGAGGUCGGUGCUGCGCGUGACGCGGCACUGGGGAGGAGGAAAAGAGGGCGAGCGCGAGCGCGGGGGAGCGCGAGCGCGAGAGCGAGCUCGCUGGGGAAGGCUGGAGAGGAGGCGGAAUCGAGGAGCUGAGGAGUGGGUCCGGUCCGGUCCUGGCUGGUCCGCAAACAUGUCCGUUUGACACUGUCCAGGAAGAUUGUCCAGUAAUUUAAAAGCAUUUAAAGCUUUUAAAUGCUAGAAGGUCUUCUAGAAGAGCCAUAGGAUCUUGCCCACCAUAAAAUGGUCUACUGGAUUUCGUGUUGUCCAUAAGCGUGUGCACAUUCCACGUAUCAAUGACUGUUUUGACCAUGGAUGGUGAGGAAAUACCAGACUUUUCAAGUUUAAAGGAGGAAACUGCUUAUUGGAAGGAACUUUCCUUGAAAUACAAACAAAGUUUUCGGGAAGCACAGGAAGAGCUGGUUGAAUUCCAAGAAGGAAGCAGAGAAUUAGAAGCAGAAUUGGAAGCUCAGCUAGUUCAGGCUGAACAAAGAAAUAGAGACUUACAAGCUGAUAACCAAAGAUUGAAAUAUGAAGUGGAAGCAUUAAAGGAGAAACUAGAACAUCAGUAUGCACAGAGUUAUAAGCAGGUCUCUGUUUUGGAAGAUGAUUUGAGUCAGACACGAGCCAUUAAAGAACAAUUACAUAAGUAUGUAAGAGAGCUGGAGCAGGCCAAUGAUGACCUGGAGAGAGCAAAAAGGGCUACAAUAGUUUCGCUGGAAGACUUUGAACAAAGGCUGAAUCAAGCCAUUGAACGAAAUGCAUUUUUGGAAAGUGAACUUGAUGAAAAGGAAUCUUUGCUGGUUUCUGUACAGAGGCUAAAGGAUGAAGCAAGAGAUUUAAGACAAGAACUAGCAGUACGUGAAAGGCAACAAGAAGUAACCAGAAAGUCGGCUCCUAGUUCUCCAACUCUAGAUUGUGAAAAAAUGGAUUCUGCUGUACAGGCAUCCCUUUCCUUGCCAGCCACUCCUGUGGGGAAAGGGACAGAGAACAGCUUUCCUUCACCAAAAGGUAUACCAAAUGGUUUUGGUACGAGCCCACUAACUCCUUCUGCAAGGAUAUCAGCAUUAAACAUUGUGGGGGAUCUCUUGCGGAAAGUAGGGGCCUUAGAAUCCAAAUUAGCUGCUUGCAGGAAUUUUGCAAAGGAUCAAGCAUCACGGAAAUCCUAUAUUUCAGGGAAUGUUAAUUGUGGCCUGGUGAAUAGCAGCAGCACAAAGUUCUCUCGUUCAGGGCAUACAUCUUUCUUUGAUAAGGGGACAGUAAAUGGCCUUGACCAAGUUCCUCCAACUGGUCUGGGCUCCUCCAGACCAUCAUCUGCGCCAGGUAUGCUGCCUUUGAGCGUGUGAGCACCCAGUGUCCAGGUGGAGGACUCGGCCCUCCACUGAUGAACAAGGAUAUACCUAUGCCUCACCUGUCUGUGCCCACACCUGCAAGGCCCAGCUCAUGUCCUUCUAUCCACCUGCCUUCCCGUAGCCAGCAGAUGGCAUGUCACCUGCAUGCCAUGGCAAACACCGUGCCCACUGCCCUGCAGGACUCUGCUCGAUGUUAACCCUGGUUAUUUUCUCUUCUCACCAUAGUGCCCAUUGGUUUCACAUGAUUGCACUUUCGUGGGUCACAAGCUGAUACGUGUAUUACUUGGUUUCUCUGGAUACAGAAGUUCCCCCUCACCCCACUCAGCCCCUGCAGCCCUUCCUUGCUGUUCCAGUAGGAGUCAUUUGAGUGUAGGACCAGUGCAAAUCUUGGAGUUCUCUAAAACCUCAUCAGUGUGUCCUUCACCACAGCUGUUCCACCCCCACCCCCCACCCCACAGCAUCUUUCCUCCUGCCCCCCAAAAGAGUCUUUUAUAGCAAAAAGACUUUUGUAUUUUGGGGGCCUCAUUUCUGUUUCAUAUUCAUGGUAGUCAUGGACACAGGGCACGUUUUUCCUGUACCUUCUGAAGUCUUUUGAGCAGUUAGCAUUUCUCUAGGCUCCUAUCACCAAGAGCAGUAUUCAGUCCUGGGUCAUGGACAGCAAUGAACAGGGUCCCCAGGAAGUCCUAGAGGCCGUGUUUUGGAGGACUUUGCAGCUGUGAGGUGUGUCUUCUUCUCUCUGUGCCUCAGACUUGGUGGGGUUGACCACCUCCUCACCAGCUUUCUGGAUCCUUCAGUUAAAAACACUAUCUUCAGAGCACUUUUGUUUUACUCUCAGUGGGCCUAACCAGUUGAAUUGGGAGGAGUUGAGUGGCCCGUCUCCAAGGGGCAAAGAGAAGACUGCCCCUCAGAAGGGUAGGACUUUACGUGUUUUUCCUGUGCAUCCUUUGAUUAUUCACAUGCUGCAUUUACUGUUUACAUUUUUUUUGUAUAUAGGUUUGUAAACAUACUUGCCUGAGAUAUUUGUGCAUAACUUGGGCUUUGUAGCUUUAUUUAUUCAGAAUCCAUUUGGCAUGUUUAAUGACUUAGGAUGGUGUCCUACAGGGCAGCUGUACAAGAUCAUCAUGUGGUUUAAAAAAAUAACAAAACACUUCUCAUCAAAAUAAAGAUCUUUUUUUGUGGAAACAGUGAAUUUUACAGAAAAAGAAGACUGAAGUUGAUUUAUUGCCUGUAUGGGAGAAAACAAAAAUUGGAGAAUACUAAUGACUCAAGAAGUUCAAAUCCAUGACCCCAUAAAUCAGAAAGAGGAAUUGAUUUUUACUGUGCAGUGGUCUUCCCUAAGGGUGUUACGGGCAGGUAUCGCAGAAGGAAGAGGCCCCGAUUUUGCUUUGAGGGGCAUAUUCCUUGUUCCCUUUUUCUCUUUUUGCCACCUAUGCCGAUGAAAUGAGUGAUCCUUAACCUCAAGAUCAGAAGCAGGUGGAGGAUGACCAUGAAGCCUAGUGAGCAGAUUCCUACCAUGUGCUUGUUAGGGUUAGUUUAUGGCGUAGAUAGAGUGGAUGUUACCAUCAUUUUUCAUCAAGUGAGGUGUUACUCACUUUUGUCAUUCUUUAAUUUGAGGUCAUUUCAAACUAGGCUUCUUAAUUUUCAACUCAGAAUUUUCAGUUCAUCUCUCAGGCUUGCUGAUUAACACCAGGUGAGAGAAGGUUCCAGGUAUUUGAUAGCAUGACAAGAACAGCUUUAGACACCUGCAGACUGGAUGCUCAACAGCUCUCAUUGGACAGGCUUUGAAUACUACUUUUGUUACAACAGAUGAACUCAGCAUUAAGAGCAAGCAGAAACUAAAAUGCUAAAUAAGCAAUAUCAAGUAAUAUUUCACAUUUGUAAAAAAAUAAAAUAUUAUGCAAGUAGUCUCUGCUUUUAGACAUACUGCAUUCUUUUGGAGUCUGUGUUUUAAACAAGUUCUCCACAAGACUGAAUCCUGAUGUCUUUUGCAUAGGUAUCUUCCUCUACAGCAGCAAGGGAAGCUGGUAUACUAUUAAGGCAUCAGUGAAAAAUGAGGCCUACCUAUUUUCAUGGAUGAAAUCUUACUCAUUUAAAGUUGCAACCUAGCUAGUGAAGGAAUAUUAUCUUCCAACUUACAAUUUUUAGGGGUUGGAUCCUAUUUUAGAUACCUACUAGGUGCUACCAUGAGCAAAUUUUGUGAAGAGUUUUGUGAAGAAAGUACUUUGUAAACAUCAGUAUAUACAUGUGAAUUAUUAUUAGGCUUGGUGAUCAUGGGAUAGUGGAAACAACUAUUUGGAAUCGGAAGACCCGGGUUCUAAAUUAAUUGUAUGACUUUGGUCAAAUCAGGUUCUUCGUCUAUAAAAUGGAGAGGUCAGACUAGUCAAUUUCUAAGGGUCCUUCCAGUUCUAAAAUUUAUUGUGAGGUUACUUCCACCUUUGAUCUUCUGUGAUUCCCAGUAGCCUUUUAUAGUUUUAGCUGUAUUCAUUAACUUUUUUUUAUAGCUAAGGCCCCUUCAUUUUCCUAGAGCAGAAAUGAUAAACAUCAACCUGUUCCACACACAGAUAUGUCCUCUCUGCCCAUGAUGGUCAUUUCUUCUUUCCCUCCUGCUUCACACUUCUGUUUCUCUCCAUAUCAUUAGAUUCUGCCUUUCUGUUCAUGUCAGCCUUUUAAAGUACCUGCAUAGUUCUCUUUGCUUUCUAAGGAGUCAAUUUGGUAACUUCAGUCAAUAAAAAGUAAAUGUUUAUUAAACACCUAAAAACUCAGUUGGUUUCAUUCCCUCUCAUCCUGCCACCAAGACAUCAUUAGCUGUCACAGCCAUGAGUUCCUGUUCAUUUCUCUGCUACGUGUACUCUUUUGUAAAGUGCAGCGUUCAAUUCCAUCACCAGGUAGUUCUACUUGCUGAUGUAAUGCAAGAGCAAACUGAUGUUAUGAGCACUGGGUUGGGAGUCAGAGGUUUUGAGUUUAAAUCCCAGCUCAGCCGCUUACUACCUUUACAACCACGGGCAGAUCAUUAAGGAGGGCUAUUUUCCUCAUCUCUAUAGUGAGGGGGAUGGGCUAGGUGACUUUUAAGGUCCAGAAGUUUUAAAUCUAUGUGUGAAUCUGGUAUUUGUGGCCCCAAAACACAGCCUUGCAAGGGGGUAAACUAAAAGAAGUCAUUCUUAGCUUAAGUUACUUAUUCAGUAAUGAGCGUAAGUUUACCAUAUUUUGCCUUGGCAGCCUGUAAUUUUAUCGCAACAUCUCCCUAGCAUUUUCCUCGAUAUAAACACCUGCCUAUUGACACUGUUAGGGAUGCUUUCCAGGAACUUGACCCUGUCAGUUGCCAUUUUUACAAAUCUUCCUUGUAGAAGGAGAAGGUACUGGUGACCAAUUGAUGAGAUUCAUAUUUAUAAGGGCAGAGAUCUGGUGCUCAGCUGAGGUUUCAGUGAACAAUCUCUUCUAGAUGAUGCAACACGUAAGCUGGAAGUAAAGAUAAGAAACAAGGAUGAGCAGAGGGACCGGGAUGUUUGCAUUUUUUAAAAAAAUACUGUUAAAAGAAUGGCAUUUUGUUGGUCUUUAUUAAUGUAAGACCUGUGCUGCUGGAAGGCAAAGGUAAAUAAAGAUAGCCCUCGCUUUCAUCUAGUGAUAGAUACAGACUUGUACACAGUUAAAUGUAGUACAGAUGAGAGUGUGAUGAGUGCCUAUGAAAUCAGUGCUAUGAGAGCGAUCACUUCUGUGGGGGGAAGGGAGGAUUGUAGAAAACGGCAGGCAUCUGAGUUAGAUCUUGAAAGAUGAGCCUCUAGAGAUGAGUAUUUGUGCAAGGUAUUUCAGAGAAGGCAGUUGUAAAACACUGGAAAGAAUGGAAUUCAUUCAGGGGUGGGGAAUAUUCAGGGUUUGGCUCUAAUGAACCGUCUA
Messenger RNA from Phascolarctos cinereus (koala), 5449 nucleotides. RefSeq names its product nudE neurodevelopment protein 1 like 1 (gene NDEL1). Gene Ontology annotation, cellular component: kinesin complex; centrosome; kinetochore. The record is from RefSeq and is a predicted model, not a curated record. Gene Ontology annotation, molecular function: microtubule binding. NCBI's taxonomy places the organism in Eukaryota, Metazoa, Chordata, Mammalia, Diprotodontia, Phascolarctidae. Gene Ontology annotation, biological process: microtubule nucleation; vesicle transport along microtubule; cell migration.